UCAGCUCAGUGGUGGUGAAACAACACGUUACUCACACUUCACACUGACAAAGAAGACAAUCCGCAAUGGAGACAAUCUCAUGGACACUUUUUCUACUUUCUCUUACAUAUUUGGAGGGAUCUUCGCAAGAUUUCGGACAGACACAGUUCAUCUGCACAUCCGUGCCUAAGGAUAUGGACCUGUGCGCAGCCACCAUGCAGAACAGCGGGCCAGCGGAGGAUCUGAAGACCACAGUAAUGCAGUUAAGAGAGACAGUCCUACAGCAGAAGGAAACUAUCAUGAAUCAAAAGGAGACGAUCAGGGAACUAACUUCCAAGUUGAGCCGCUGUGAGAGUCAGAGUGUUCUGGAGCCCGUGACUGGAGCUCGUAGGAAAGAAUCGGGCAAAAACACGAUGGGAGACGUGUCCCGCGGCCCGACAGAUACUCUAACCCAACUCGGGCAGACUUUAGCCACCCUUAAACAAAGAUUGGAAAACUUGGAGCAGUACAGCAGGAACAACGGCUCUGUCCAGGCGAACAGCCUUAAAGAUCUGCUUCAAAAUAAGAUCGAGGAUAUGGAGAAGCAGGUGCUGUCCCGGGUCAAUACUGUGGAUGAGAGCAAACCCGGACAGAGGAACGACACAGAUCAGCGCAAUCGAGUGGAGUCAACUCUCACCUCCUUACAUCAGAGAAUUAACGACCUGGAGAAAGGUUCAAAAGGUAACAGGCCACUGGACAAGUUUCAGAUAACGUUCCCCUUAAGAACAAAUUACAUGUAUGCCAAAGUGAAAAAAAGUCUACCAGAAAUGUAUGCCUUCUCUUUCUGCUUGUGGAUAAAAUCCAACGCAUCACCCGGGGUAGGAACACCCUUCUCCUAUGCUGUUCCUGGACAAGCCAAUGAGCUUGUUCUCAUAGAAUGGGGGAACAAUCCAAUGGAGAUUCUCAUAAAUGAUAAGGUUGCAAAAUUACCUUUCAUUAUCAACGAUGGUAAAUGGCAUCACAUCUGCAUAACAUGGACGACUCGUGAUGGAGUAUGGGAAGCAUUUCAGGAUGGUGUUCUGCGUGGAACUGGAGAAAAUCUGGCACCCUACCACCCAAUCAAACCCAACGGUGUGCUGGUCUUAGGUCAGGAGCAGGACACACUUGGUGGAGGUUUCGAUGCAACCCAAGCCUUUGUAGGUGAACUGGCGAACUUCAAUAUAUGGGAUAGAAAAUUGACAGCUGGCGAAAUUUACAACCUGGCAACCUGCAACAAUAGAACACAAGCUGGCAAUGUGUUAUCAUGGUCGGAGAGUAAUAUCGAUGUGUUCGGUGGAGCCACUAAAUGGACUUUUGAGCCCUGCCGUCAACUCAACUGAACUGCAAAGGGGCCAGAUCCAUAUUUCUAGUUUUUGUCUUUCUUGUCCUCAGUUUGACGUUCGUGAAAAAAAAAAAAAAA
This is a messenger RNA of Rhinichthys klamathensis goyatoka, 1417 nucleotides long. Its product is annotated as neuronal pentraxin-1-like. NCBI's taxonomy places the organism in Eukaryota, Metazoa, Chordata, Actinopteri, Cypriniformes, Leuciscidae. The record is from RefSeq and is a predicted model, not a curated record. Bases 66 to 1337 code for a protein of 423 amino acids. The transcript is spliced from 5 exons.